Messenger RNA from Penicillium cataractarum, 1179 nucleotides. RefSeq names its product NAD(P)/FAD-dependent oxidoreductase. NCBI's taxonomy places the organism in Eukaryota, Fungi, Ascomycota, Eurotiomycetes, Eurotiales, Aspergillaceae. Gene Ontology annotation, molecular function: flavin adenine dinucleotide binding; electron-transferring-flavoprotein dehydrogenase activity. The coding region runs from base 1 to 1179 and encodes 392 amino acids. The transcript has a single exon. Gene Ontology annotation, cellular component: cytoplasm. The record is from RefSeq and is a predicted model, not a curated record.
AUGGCAUCCAAGCGUGUUUCCGUAGUAGUCAUUGGGGCCUCCCAUGCAGGUCUAGGGGUCAGUCACAAACUACUCCGACAAGCGCCAGAAGCAUCAGUCACACUGAUCGACCCAUCGGACGAAUAUUACUUCAACAUCGCUACUCCCCGAUUCCUCGUGAAGCCUGGAAGUUUGCCAUCAAGCAAAUACCUCUAUGAUAUCCGUGAAACCUUCAACGACUAUCCCAGUCGCUCUUUCACUUUUGUCCGGGGACUUGUCAGAAGCAUCGAUUAUUCGAAGAAGUCGGUGUCAGUCACUACGGGCGAAAGUUCCUCCACCGAGAGCAAUGCUAUCUCAGUCGCGUUCGAUUAUCUGGUGAUUGCAUCUGGUAGCACGACACCUGCUACGCUUGGACAGGGCAGUCUGAAGCUUCCUUUCAAGGCAACUGCAUUUGAAGAUACUAGGAAGGCUAUUUCCGAGGCACAGGCGAAGCUACUCAAAGCUACGAGGAUUGUUAUUGGUGGUGGUGGUCCACUGGGAGUCGAACUUGCCGGAGAACUCGCUGAAGCACCGGGCUCAGUCAAGAACAUCACUCUAGUUUCAAAGACUGGCUCAUUGUUGGAAGGGGCAACGGAAACUGUGCAAAGAACCGCCGAGUCAAUCCUACGACGCAAGAAUGUCGAGAUCCUGAAGGAUGUCACCGUCGACCAAGUGACCCAGGAUCCAAAAACUGAGAUCUGGACUGUAACACUGUCCACUGGUCAAACCAUUACGGCAGAUGAAUACAUCUCCACAACAGGGGUGAUCCCAAACAACGAGUUCAUCCCGAAGAGCUUCCUCAACCAGGAUGGAUGGGUGAAUGUCGAUGAACAACUUCGAGUCGUGGAAUACGGAAACAGCCGCAGCGACACUUAUGCACUCGGCGAUAUUACCUGUCAUCCAUAUCGACUCCUCUCCAGAGUCGCAGUUCAAGCGACGACUGUUGCGUCGAAUAUUGCUGCGAGUGUCAGGAAAAACACUCGCAUUGCCAAGUAUUCUGCCAAAGCCCAGAAGAUGAUGAUGGUUGUCCCUGUGGGACAGUCGACGGGGACAGGACACUUGGGUGGAUGGACACUCUGGGGCUGUCUCGUGUGGUUCUUCAAGGGCAAGGACUUUUUGACUUAUGAGGCACCGAAGUUCCUGCGAGGAAAGGUGCAGUGA